GGGGCGAGGUCAGUCCGUCACGGGGGCGGGGCGGGGAGCGGAGCGGAGCGCGCCCGGACAGCCUUGGGCACCGCCAGGGAUACUGGACGUCUGUCACCUGGGCCUGAGCCCCGACUAACCUAUUGGCCUCCCCCGCCCCAGGAGGCUGCCAAACAGCUGCAGAAAGACUUCGAAGAGGUUAAAGAGCUGUUGAACAAAGCCACAAGAAAAAGAAUUCAGGAUGUCCUGAUGGCAGAAGAGCAUAAGAUAGAGACAGAAAUCAAGAACCAGCCAGGACCCAAGCCCAAAGGUGAUGCAGUAGAGGAAGAGAAACCACCAGCUGGAGGAUAUACUGUGAAAAUCAACAAUUACGGUUGGGACCAGUCAGAUAAAUUUGUGAAGAUUUACAUCACUUUAAAUGGUGUUCACAAGCUCCCAGCUGAGAAUGUGCAAGUGCAUUUCUCAGAGAGGUCAUUUGAUUUGUUGGUGAAACAUCUGAAUGGGCGGAAUUACUCCAUGACAUUCAACAACCUGCUGAAACCCAUUUCUGUGGAUGGCAGUUCUAGAAAGAUCAAGACAGACAUGAUCCUUGUGUUAUGUAAGAAGAAACAGGAAGACAAAUGGGAAUGCCUUACUCGAGUGGAAAAAGAAAGCAAAGAUAAAGAGAAGGCUGCAUAUGACACGUCAGACCCUGGUGAAGGGCUGAUGAACCUUCUGAAAAAGAUGUAUUCAGAGGGGGAUGAUGACAUGAAAAGAACCAUUAAUAAGGCCUGGGUUGAGAGUAGAGAAAAACAAUCUAAAGGGGACAUACCAAUGGAUAUUUGAUACUACUCCGAAGGGGGCCUUAAUAUGGAUCUUCGUAUGGGACUUUUGUUGUGCUGCAGAGGGCAGGUCUUAUAAGCGCAUUGUUUACACAACCUACUUCCAAGCAAAGACACUUAGCUGUUUUUGAUUUCAGGCUGGAGAAAUUAUUUAAAUAAAGUAUGCUUAAAACCCA
Alligator sinensis (Chinese alligator) is the source of this 976-nucleotide messenger RNA. It is a transcript of the gene CACYBP, whose product is annotated as calcyclin binding protein. The record is from RefSeq and is a predicted model, not a curated record. Gene Ontology annotation, molecular function: S100 protein binding; tubulin binding; ubiquitin protein ligase binding. The annotation marks the transcript as partial. Gene Ontology annotation, cellular component: nucleus. NCBI's taxonomy places the organism in Eukaryota, Metazoa, Chordata, Crocodylia, Alligatoridae. Gene Ontology annotation, biological process: heart development. The transcript has 6 exons.